AUGGCCGUCAGCCUGAUCAUCAUCUGCGUCCUAUCACUGAUUGGCUAUGGUACAUCCCACCCCUCUUCUCCUCCUCGGGGAUGCAGUGAGGAUGUGGACCCUCCGUACAGAGUGCUGUGUGACCUGGAGUCAGUCUGGGGUGUAGUUCUGGAGGCUGUGGCUUGCAGCGGUGGUGUCACUUCUUUGGUAAUCGCUGUACUCCUGCUUGUUAAGCUGCGCUCUAUUUCCGAUGCUGCCAGGCGCUCUGGCAUGGGGCCUCUUCUUCUGCUCCUUGGCACACUUCUCGGCCUUUUCUCCAUCUCUCUGGCUUUCCUGGUGGGGAAGAACCAGGCGCUCUGUGUGGUCCGCAGGGCCUUCUGGGGGCCUCUAUUUGCCCUCUGCUUCUCCAGUUUGCUCGUGCAGGGUGUGAGGCUCAGGAGGCUGGUGGCUGGCAAGACAAGCCCCUCAGGCAGCACCCUGGCAGCGCUUGGCCUGGCCUUGGCCUUGGUUCAGGGCAUCAUCUCUGCUGAAUGGGUCCUGCUGACUGUUGUCAGGGAGGGUCACCCAGCCUGCGAAUAUCCACCUUUGGACUUUGCGCUGACAUGCAGCUACACCCUAGGGCUGCUCCUCAUAGCCAUGGGGCUUUCUCUGGGGGUGGUGCUCUGUGGAGGAGAGUUUGGGGACGAAGGAGGUGGUGGAAGUGAAGAAGACAGAGAAGGAGAGAGUGAAAAACGGAGAUGGAAGUGUAAUGCUGUGUGGCUCUUCCUGUCCAGUCUGGCUUCAGCAUUGCUGUGGGUGGCCUGGCUGGGGUUUUAUCUUUACGGUAGCCAGGCGUUGAGAGGAAAGGGGAAAGGAGAAAGGUUUGGUGGUGGAGGGAAGAACGAUCUCAAAGUGCUGGAUGAGCCUGCGCUGGCGGUGGCCCUGGUUAUUCAGGGAUGGAUCCUGCUGCUGUUCCAUGCCAUUCCAGAGGCGCACCUGUGUCUCCGAAAUCCUCCACAGUCCAACACACAAGACUUCUUUAACACCAGUCACACGUCCCCUCCUCCACAUUUUGGAGACGAGCUCCCUGCACGCUCUCACCGACCCUUCCCAGAAAACCAAGCCUUUUCUAUGGAGGAGCACAGUGCAACUCUCCGGAGUGGAACUUACCACAGCAGCCAAGGGAGUGUACGUCCUGGCAUAGCCUUCAGAGGUCACGUGUACCAACCCACUGAGAUGGCUCUGGUCAUGAAUGGUGGCACGAUGCCCACAGCCCCAAUUAACUACACUGGACGCCGGUUAUGGUAAUAUGGGACAAGGCUUGAAGAGGAUAUAUCUGAGUCGCUCUUUGAUUGAGGAAUUUUAUGUUGCCUGACAAGAAGAUGGAAAUAUUAAAGACAUCCCAUAUCACUCUAGAGUGGAUUUGAUGGGAUCUAAAUAUCUUUAAUGUGUUUGUGUUUCUGCUCACGUGUAUGAAUUUGACAUUUUAAAAACAAAUUGUAAUAGUAUUUGUGCUUAAAUUUUCUUGAUUGCCUUUUGAUCAAAUAACUUUUUACUCUCUGGACAUGAAAUCAAAGGGGAGGGAAGAGAAAGUGUUGUGGCUUCCAUAGUUAAGGACAUUUCAUCACAAAGUGACUGCGUUUCAGGUGCAAUAUUUUGAUCAGUUCAGAUACAGUAAUAGACACUGAUGAGAGGUGUAUAAAUAGGGCUAAUGUUUUCAUGGAUCAAAACUCAGUGUCCAGUGUGAUAUUGAAAGGGACUAACUGAAUAAGACAGUGGCAGAGUUAUGAUUACAGGAGGAUUUGAAUGUAGUUAAGUGAACAUAUUACUUGAGAAGUGCUAAACCAGCACUGUUACUUGUUACCUGCCUGAUCAUCGGGGAUGCUUACUUUGUAAAAAUGUCUUUCUCUUUUUGUUUGGCCUCAAGCUACACCUAAGAAAAAAACCCAGGACGUUUAUGUAAAUUUCCUGCAUACGCCCACAAAGCUUGUUUGGCCUCAGUGUUUCACACUGGAAAACCCCAAAGGACUCCCAUAGUGCUUCUCUCCUCCCUUCUAUUCUCAGUGCUAUGGGGCAGUUUGGUACAUUUCACUGGGCGUAUUGAUAAAUGUCAUGUAUUUAACAGCUAGUGCUGGUUUAUGGGGGAAUUUCAAGUGAUUUGUAAUGUUUAAGAUGAAUCUAUAAGAAAUCUAGUUUUUUUGUAAGCACAUCAUAACAAGCCAUUUAAUACUGCAAUAGCUACUCUGGAGUAUAGGAAUUACUGCUGGAGAUUGUGAUUUUGCACUUUAUCAGCGCUGAUCUUGUCUGGGCAUUGUGAUAUUUGAGAUGCAUGUGGAAGUACAGUUUAAAGGUCCUGUAUUUUUGUCAGACUUAAUGUAUUUUGAGUGUUUUCUAAAAUUUUGAUAUAUAUUUAUACAUAUACUGUAUAUUGGAGAAAAAAGUUGCAAGCAGAUUAUUUACAGUUGACAAAACACUCCAUUUAAAGAUUCUACGAUAACAAGUUUACAUGCUGUAAUGGUCAAAGUAUGCAUCAUUUCUUUCAUACCAUAGAUACUGCUGCAGUGCCUCUUUUCAUACUCUGGCUGAAAUGCUUAAUUUUAGCUUUUGGUCCACCUCCCAAAAAGCUCAGUCUGCUCUGAUUGGUCAGGAGGCCAGCUCUUUUGAAAUUGGUCAGCUGCUCAUAGUGUGUCUCCAUAGGCACCCUGAUGCAGCAAUGGCAACAAUCAUGUUGAGUCAAAUUAGUAGGCAGAUGAACGUGUUGCCUGUUACCUGGUAACACAGACACUUCACUGUAAACAAGCCAGGAAUGCAACCAAGGAAUUUUAGGCUCUUGAUCUAAGAUCUGAUGAUCUAAGAUGAUCUAAGUUUUCUGGCAUAGAGAAGAAUACCUUUGCCACUGACUUUGGCAACUGUAACUUAGCAGACACACUAAAGGAAAGGAACACUGGAUUUAAUGACAAAGGGUAAAUCCUAUCUGCAGAGGAAGGCCAUGUGAUAAAUUUAAAGUUUGGUCAAGUCUGCUAAAUGGACCUUGAGUUUGGGAUGUUUUUCCCUGAAUUCAUUAACACUAAGAGCAUUCAGACACAUAUUCAACAUUAAUGGCAGCAUCUGACAUUUUUUGGGGGAUUUAGUAUCUCCUUUCAUUUAAUAUCAAAUACAGCGAAAACAUGUCAUCACUGUGACUUUACCUGCAAACGUUUCGUGUUUUUGAUAUUUGCAAAGUUUGGCUAAAAAUCCCUGCAUAUUUGACUGGAGAGCUGCAGUUUCCAUCUCUUGCGCAAGACAAUUUAUAUGGUUACAAUACAAUUUGAAGAGCAGUCACCAUGUUCAUGUCGUGAGCAUUCUUUCUCACUGUAACACUUAACUGAAUAACCAAGUUGUCAACAACUUUGCUGUUGUGUACAGGCGUGUGCUCUGAUAUUGUAAUUUGAAAAUAUUAUCAUCACAUAAUUUUAUGUAAAAAUCCUAUAAAACUGAGUUUUAAUUGUGUGAAUAUUCAAGUAUGAAGAAGUACUGGUGUUACUUUUUUGAGAUGCUCAUAUGAUGAUAGCACUGUCACUGU
Paralichthys olivaceus (Japanese flounder) is the source of this 3520-nucleotide messenger RNA. Lineage: Eukaryota; Metazoa; Chordata; Actinopteri; Pleuronectiformes; Paralichthyidae. The record is from RefSeq and is a predicted model, not a curated record.